Molecule: messenger RNA, 2895 nt
Organism: Monodelphis domestica (gray short-tailed opossum)
Lineage: Eukaryota; Metazoa; Chordata; Mammalia; Didelphimorphia; Didelphidae
Gene: ATP6V1G1
Product: ATPase H+ transporting V1 subunit G1
Biological process (GO): synaptic vesicle lumen acidification
Cellular component (GO): vacuolar proton-transporting V-type ATPase complex; synaptic vesicle membrane; vacuolar proton-transporting V-type ATPase, V1 domain
Molecular function (GO): proton-transporting ATPase activity, rotational mechanism; ATP hydrolysis activity
Source: RefSeq, a predicted model, not a curated record
GAAAUCGCCGGUGUCACGUGAUCGGCGGGGAUUCGGGAGGAGCGAGUCAGCUGACCUGAGGUGAAGCCCAAGUAGAAGAACAGUUGAGAGCUUCCUAGAUCCUGCUCUGUUGGCGUCGCCAUGGCCAGCCAGUCGCAGGGUAUCCAGCAGCUGCUGCAGGCGGAGAAGCGCGCUGCGGAGAAGGUUUCUGAAGCCCGCAAACGAAAGAACCGGAGACUAAAACAAGCAAAAGAAGAAGCUCAGGCUGAGAUUGAGCAGUAUCGACUGCAGAGGGAGAAAGAAUUUAAAGCCAAAGAAGAUUCGGCUCUUGGCAGCCAUGGCAGUUGCAGCUCUGAAGUAGAGAAGGAAACCUUGCAGAAGAUGUCUAUCCUCCACAACUAUUUCCAGAAGAACAAAGAGGAAGUCCUGGAUAACCUGUUGGUUUUUGUGUGUGACAUCCAUCCAACAAUCCAUGAAAACUACCGCAUAAAUGGAUAGGAUAAAAGAAAUAAGCUCAUUCAAUGGAUAGGUUGGCAGUUCAGUUGCUUUCCUGUAGAAUGUGAAGGUUUAGCUGUGCUGCAAUUCCAUUUUUGUGUAAAGAUUUUAAAUUAUUUCUGUAUAAUAUUUGGUAUGGUACCUCAACAUUUUCAGAGAAUCUAGCUUCAUACAGACUGAAAGCUCAUCCAAAGAGUUAAUAGUCUUAUCUCUAAUUUCAUACUAACUCAUUUAAUGAGUACAACUUUUCUGUGCCUUUUAGUAGGUAAGCAGAAGAAUGCUACACUGCUUCCUAGAUGCUCUUAGUGCUGAAGAAAAUUCCUUAAGAAAGGAGUUUAAAAUUGUAUGAGGCAACUCUGUGUGGUUGUCUCAAAGACUUCGUUAUUUUAAACAUCAAUGAAGCAUUGGGAAUUAAUGGGCAUCCUUAAAUAACCCUAUCUAGAUGAGGUUUAGCAUAAUAUGUUAUUGAUAUAGUCAUUUAGGAUCCUUUGAGCUAUUUUUGAUGAAAUAGAACCAACUGACAACUCAGGUACUUACGGAUACCCUGUUACAUUUACUAUGUGGAUGGUCACUUGAAAGUUAAGACUAUUUAAUAUGUGUUCCUUAGCUUGUAUCUUUUCCUUUGACUCACAUUUAAAAAAAAAAAAAACAAUCCAAAAACCCAGUUGCUCUAUAAUAUGUUGCUUGAAAAAUUAAUAGCCCCCAAAGCAUUUAGAAAAUGUGUGUUGUGGGCACCUUAAGGGGAAAGAAUAGUAAUUUCUCGUAACAUUAAAUAGCACAUGCUAGUCUAUUAGCUUUUUCUCAGGGGUCCCCCCACACUGAUUUUUGAUGUCUUGUUUAAUUCGCAAAGUGAUUUCUAGUGUCCUAGAUGUUUAAAGCCUGUAGCAGCCUCAUGCCAUUUACAGGCAUGUAAGUGUUAAGUAAUUAUGUUUAGAUCACUGAAGAGGAUUCUAUUUAUUGAGCACUCUUUUGCUCAGCAUUGUGUUGGGUAUAGUGAGGCAGGCACUAAUAGUAUAGGUACAAAAGGAGAAGAUACUAGCCAACCCUCAAGGAACUCUUAGUCUCCUCUUUGCUGUUGCUAAGCUUUUUCAUUGAGGGAGAGUGCACUGAAAUUUAUUGAGGUUUCUUAAUGAAAACCUCAUUUCAGUGCUGAUCCAUGCUACUUUUGCUAAGGGAGGUUAUUAGUAGCUGCUUCUGUUACCUUAGUAGCAUUUUCAGAAAUCUCAGGGGUUUUAGAAGUAUCACUGGUACAACUUUAAACUUGGGAUCUCAGAGGUUUAUAAGACUUGCUAACUUUAGAUCUGCCCAUUGUUCCCCCUGGAGAGAACUUCAGUAUAAUCUCUUCCAGCUGUGAUUUUUCUCAAAAGGGCUUUGCUUGUCUUAAAUGAGUGUUUUAGAGAAGUGCCCCUGAGUCAUUUGACAAUAGUUGUACUGUAGUUUUGCCAAUAGGAUAGGGAUAGGGGCUGGACCUCUUGUUCUUAUUAAUAAUUGGGAAUUACUGGUGAAGACACUUCUACAAAUGCAGGUCAGCAUUUGUCUUAAAAUCUAUUUGCCAAUAGUUUUUACCUCCCAAAUAUUUGGCCUGUGAGAAUUGUUUGACCUGUGGAAUAUAGAAGACACCCUCCUAAAAAAAAAAGAAAUAUAAAGGAAAGGCAGUAUAUUCAAUCUGUCUGAGAGCUCCCUACUGCCAUAAUGCUAUACCUCUUUACAUAGUGGCUUUGUUCUUAAGCAGACUUCAGUAUCCAUUAACUUGCCUUCCCAUAGGAUCAAUUUUAGUAAAGAUUACCUCAAAAUUUAGAAAUGAACACUCAUCUGCUACCACCUCUUCCAAACCUUGGAAACUUAAUCUCAUUUGUCAUGUGUUAGGAAAUAAUCAGGUCAAUCAUCUGGUCAUCUUGCAAGACAUUAAACUUGGUUGGGGGUCUAAAUCCUUUUCCAAGGGACAUGGUUGCCUGCCUCUCCCAAUGUCAUAAGCCUUAAUACAGCUAUAUAGCAGGGAAAUUGUCCUGUUCUGCCUAGGACAGGAAAACUUGUCUAUUAUAAACUUUUUUACUCAAGUAUGACUAGGUAGAGGGACUAUCCUGGAGUUUGUGCUUCACUUCUCUGCUCCCAUCCCAAUUCUGCUUCUUACUGGGUGGAAGUCAUUACACUAACCCUUCUGGGUAGAUUAGAUAUGUAUUUUAUAUAUGGAUGAGUUGUAUGGCACUUGCUUUUGGAAUUUUGUAGUGUAGAUAACGCAGUUAUUAGUAUUUCCAGUUGAGGGAAACAGGGCUCAGAAAGGAUAAUUGGGGGGGGGGGGUUAAUCCUUUGCAACAAUCCAAUUUAAUAGGGGGUUACUAACCCUUUUUGUACAGUGCCUGACCUUAACAUCUGUGCAAAAAUAUUAAAAGUAAAUGAUUAAUAAAUGCUUUUUGAACUUAA